Gryllus bimaculatus (two-spotted cricket) is the source of this 501-nucleotide messenger RNA. NCBI's taxonomy places the organism in Eukaryota, Metazoa, Arthropoda, Insecta, Orthoptera, Gryllidae. The record is from the annotation of a GenBank genome assembly.
UCGCGGCGUUGCAGCGCCCGCCUGUGCCGCGGCGACCCUCCCAAGGGCCAGGGCGAGGGCGCGCGCGCCACGGUGGCCGUCAAGGCGGCCGCCGAGGGCGGGCCGAUCGCGGUCGUCGUCGGCGACGGCGAUGAGGGCGGCGAGGGCGGCGAGGACGCCGAAACGUGGCUGGUGGUGCCCGACACUCACGAGGGCCACCCUCGGCGGAAGCGCAAAGAGCGGCCGCACGCGUCCUCGAUGAGCCACGAGAGCUCCAAGGAGAGCGACGAGGCGGCGGAGGCCGAGCUGGACGAGGACGAGGGCGCGCCCGAGCGCCCCGAGGGCGGCGUCGCCAUCGCCGCGCCCACCGCCCCGCACCAGGCCAACAGGCACAUCGAAUUGCAGAGCAGCGUGGAGGUGGGCGGGGCGUUAACCGGCAAGGCCAGCGGCAACGUGAAGCUGUACACCGAGGGCGAGCGGGGCAAGGCGGGAAGAGGGUACGCUGGAACGAAGCUGGGAAGA